AUGCAUCGGUUACUUCUAUUUUCGGUUUUAUUUUUACUGACAUGUUGCUCAGUUAAUGCACAGAAUAAAUAUACGCCAAUUUACAGACAUUUUACUUAUGGAACAAAUAAUACAAUGAUGGCCAAUCAAUAUCUCGAAUAUAUUUUGGAAUUCUCGAAAGAUUAUGAUGACCCAGACAUUUACUUGCCCCCAAGAAUUUGGAUUGAAAGUGAUGCAGAUGUUACUGCUCCAUUGAUGAUUGUAGCAAGACAGAAAAAAGAAAUGAUUUCUUGGCAGCUGCCCCUAGAAAUAGAAGGCACAAAUGGUGAAACAAAUGAAAAUUAUACAUCUAGAACUAUGUGCCAUGAUAUUAUUAAACAAUAUAGAUUUGCAGGAAGUAAAAUGAAAGUAAAACAAGAGAAUGUCAUUGUUUCUGUUACUACUGCAUCAGUUUCCAAUGUAAGUUUCACUAUAAGAGUAGACAAUCAAAAGAAUUUUACUCUGGAGUUAAAUAAAGAAAUAGAGUUUGAUAUUACUCCAAGUGGACCAAGAUACUUUUUCUACAAUUUCACCAGCAAUGAUACGUUGCUGAGCAAAGGAGACUCCAAUUAUGAAACCGUGAUUCUAGAAGUGACCUCGGACGACGACAUUUGCAUGACUGUCAGUAUACAAAACAUUAGUUGUCCAGUGUUUGAUACAAACCAAGACGUUACUUUUCGAGGCUUUUACGAAACUGUUAAUAGAAAAGGAGGGAUGAAUAUACCGAAAUAUAAAUUCCCUCAUGGGUUUUAUGUCGUCUUUGUAGCUAAACCUGAUGAUUACGCCUGUGAUAAGGGCUCCGGAUCUUUAGACUCUGUUACAAAUUCAAAUCGACUAAAACGUAUUAAACUAAUAAUUAAGCCAAGUAUUACCUACUCUGAUUAUGUUAAAGCUGUACUCUUUACUUUGGGAUCUAUAGGUGCAUUUUAUAUCAUAUUUGGACUUCCGUAUUUUAUAUACUCGGUGAAAAAAACACUGCCGAGGGAAAUGGCGUACGUCGAUGGUAACUUCCCAACAACUCCCAGUGCAAGAAUUGUCAGGUUGAAGAUCUCGAAAAAAACAAAUGGCACAGAAAUGACUCCAGUGCAGCGCACCACUUCGGCCAUAAGUGGUCCGUCAGUGGACGUUGCCGACUUCGACACCUUAGCCGAGGUGGACACCGAUAGGGACCUGAGGUUGGGUAGAGGAGAGCCGUAUUUGGUGGAUUUGGCGAGGAAGCAUCCCAAGGAGUUGACGAGGAAAUCGUAUUUGUAUCUGUAUAAUGUUGUCACCGUGGCCAUUUUCUAUGCUUUACCAGUAAUACAGCUAGUCAUCACUUAUCAAAGGGUUUUGAACGAAACGGGACAACAAGACUUGUGUUACUACAACUUUUUGUGUGCCCAUCCGUUAGGUGUAUUGGGAGACUUCAACCACGUGUUUUCGAAUAUAGGAUACGUGCUAUUGGGAGUGCUAUUCCUAAUAAUUACCUACCUACGAGAGCUUUCGCACAAAGACGAUGAUUUCGAUCGGCAAUUUGGCAUUCCUCAACAUUACGGAUUGUUUUACGCCAUGGGUGUGGCCUUGAUCAUGGAGGGUGUUUUGAGCGCAAGUUACCACGUCUGUCCCAACUUCUUGAACUUCCAAUUUGAUUCAAGCUUUAUGUACGUCAUGGCAGUGCUUUGUAUGGUAAAACUAUACCAAAACCGACAUCCAGAUAUAAACGCCAACGCUUACACUACAUUCGGGGUACUAGCAGUCGCUGUAGUCUUGGCUAUGAUUGGACUACUCGAAGGGAAUGUUUAUUUUUGGACAUUAUUCGUGAUUCUUUACAUCCUGAUGUGCUUCUACUUAAGCGUUAAAAUAUACUACAUGGGAUGCUGGAGUGUGCGUGAUAUAUCGAUGCAGAAGUUCCGGCAAGUCUGGAUCUACGAUUUUUGGUCUGGACCAGUAAAUGUCAUAAAACCGUGCCAUAAAGCUAGAUUCGUUCUUCUCUUCUUGGGCAACUUGUGCAAUUGGGGUUUGGCUAUCUUCGCCAUCUAUAAACUUCCUAAGAACUUUCCAGUCUUCCUUUUGACUAUAUUCAUGGCCAAUACUCUUCUCUAUUUCGUCUUCUAUAUCGUCAUGAAGUACAUUAAUAAAGAAAGUGUGAGAGUUUUGACGUGGAUCUUCCUGAUUCUGUCAAUGUUGUGUGCAGUAUCUGCCAUGUGGUUCUUCUUGCACAAAGCAAUAUCUUGGAAGAGAACGGCAGCGCAAUCGAGGCAAUUCAACGUAGAAUGCAAGCUUUUCCAUUUCUACGACUCCCAUGACAUUUGGCAUUUUCUAAGUGCCACCGGGAUGUUUUUCACGUUCAUGGUAUUGCUGACGCUCGACGACGACUUGUCGCAUACGCACCACUCUCAAAUUCCAGUAUUUUAG
Molecule: messenger RNA, 2412 nt
Organism: Diabrotica balteata
Lineage: Eukaryota; Metazoa; Arthropoda; Insecta; Coleoptera; Chrysomelidae
Source: the annotation of a GenBank genome assembly